Molecule: messenger RNA, 866 nt
Organism: Cucurbita maxima (winter squash)
Lineage: Eukaryota; Viridiplantae; Streptophyta; Magnoliopsida; Cucurbitales; Cucurbitaceae
Exons: 6
Coding region: 125-808 (227 amino acids)
Source: RefSeq, a predicted model, not a curated record
AUUGAUUUAAAAAAAAAACUAAAAAAAUUUGUUCCAACUUGGAACGGUGAACAACAUCCACCGCCCCGACACCUCAGUGAACGCGCCAUAAACUCCGAUUUUCUCUCCUUUUCUCUGCGAAAAAAUGACGAACCUCAAUCUGCUCCGUAAGGCGCUUGGAUCGCACUUCAUUUCUCAUUCAGCAACGCCAAAUCAUGGCCUUCCUGUGUUUUUCCGCCAAUCUUCAAGAUUCUUCUCGAUGGAAGGGGAACAAUCACCUCCUGAAUCGUCCGCCAAUUCUUUUCUUGAUACAUUGGAAACAGCAGGUUUGGUGUAUGGAAAAUUGUAUGGUAUCACAAGGAAUGUUCUCAAGACAGACAUUGUCAAUUUGCUUGAAGGAUGUAAUUUGAGUUUGGAUGAUGUCAAAGUUGAAUACAACCGGAGUUUCACGCCAACCUCUAUGAUGAUGCAAUUCCCCUCCCGGAAGUCCUAUGAUAAUGCUUUUCGAGUGAUUGGAAGAAGAGGUCGCAUAUACAGAUUGGAGCGGGCUGAUCGUUCGCAGUGGGACCUUCUUUCACCUUACAAUGGAAAAACUGUUCUUCUGCAAGGAAUACCUCGAAAUGCAGCGCUAGAUGACGUGGAGCGCUUCUUAUCUGGCUGUGACUAUGAUGCAACCUUAAUCAAUAUGUUUUUCAGGGCAUCCAUUCCAGAGCCCAUCAGAAUGGCGACAGUGCUGUUCCCUUCACCAACACAAGCAAUGCAUGCAUUUCUUACUAAGAACAGAGGCUUUUGUCUGAACAACCAAAUUUUGAUGCGGGUUCUCCAAUAACUAGUUACUGUUGUCAUCUAUAUUCUACACAUUUUUGGUUGGCUCGGUGUCUGGGCGU